This is a messenger RNA of Ylistrum balloti, 993 nucleotides long. RefSeq names its product FMRFamide receptor-like. Gene Ontology annotation, biological process: G protein-coupled receptor signaling pathway. Gene Ontology annotation, molecular function: G protein-coupled receptor activity. Bases 1 to 993 code for a protein of 330 amino acids. NCBI's taxonomy places the organism in Eukaryota, Metazoa, Mollusca, Bivalvia, Pectinida, Pectinidae. The transcript has a single exon. Gene Ontology annotation, cellular component: plasma membrane. The record is from RefSeq and is a predicted model, not a curated record.
AUGCAGCCAGCCAAGUGGGGAUGGUGGAUCAAGGAAUGUAUAACCCCUAUCAUUGUACUGGUCGGAAUCAUCGGCAACUGUUUAAGUUUCGCUGUCAUGAAAUCGAGAAACCUUCGUAAAAAAUCCUACAGCCAUUUUCUAUGUGCACUGGCUGUAUUUGAUAGUCUGACGUUAAUUGGUCGACAGGUGACUCUUGUCGAUGAACUCUACAACCAUCUUGGUCUUGGCCACAAAAGUGUAUUUUAUCAUUUUAACGACGCUGCAUGCAAAACCUACAAUUUCCUGGAACAUAUGUGUUAUCUAAUGUCAUCAUGGUUAAUCGUCUGCAUGGCAGCAGAACGAGUUGUAGCAGUUUGUCAGCCAUUUAAGAAAAGCGUCUUGCGAACUCAGACCGGAGCCGUAGCCAUCAUUUUCUCGCUGUUUGUGAUUUUAUCAUACACCCAAGUAUUCCGAUUCAUAAUGAUUGGAAGUUACAUGAACACUUGUCAAGCCAUGCAGUCUUUUAUUCAGUUGUAUGUAAAUUUACAUAUUUAUCUUUAUCAGUUUACUUUGAUAUUUAUUUUGCCGUUUCUACUUGUUUUAGUUUUCAAUACGAUGGUACUAUAUCAGAUAUACCGGGUACGACGGGAGGCGAGUAGCGACUCGAGAUCUCGCGUUGUAGCGAGAACACACAAAACCACGUUCAUGCUUCUUGCUAUUUCAAUAAUAUACAUUAUCACGAUGCUGCCACUGGUAAUUGUUUCCAUAUAUGCUCAUAUCGCCCUUCACAGCGGGAAGCCAAUCCUUGAGGUUCAACAGAUGCUCAUCUCCAUUCAACCUUGGCACGACCUUCUAUCUGUAGUCUCAUUCAUGAACUAUGGGAUAAAUUUCUUUAUCUACGUAGUUUCCGGUCAAUCCUUCCGGUUUGAGCUGCGCAGAAUGAUUUUUUCAAAAGAGAGACACAGCUCUACCAGUGGUACAAGAACGAGAGAAGAAGUCAUGAAACUACAAUGA